Molecule: messenger RNA, 1114 nt
Organism: Xyrichtys novacula (pearly razorfish)
Lineage: Eukaryota; Metazoa; Chordata; Actinopteri; Labriformes; Labridae
Source: the annotation of a GenBank genome assembly
AUGGAUACUCAGGGUGGUCCGUACCUCAACAAGAGGGCCUUAUGCUCACCUUUAGGAGCUGCACGCCUCUGUCAGUUAGCAGCUGGCUGCAGUGUGAUUGCCAUGGUAACCCACAGUGCAGGCUACAGCGGGUCACAGGGUGUGUUCUGCAUGGCGGCGUGGUGUUUCUGCUUUGCCAUGUCGGUCUUGGUGUUCUUCCUGGAUGCUACCCGACUCUACAGCUGUCUGCCCGUGUCCUGGGACAACCUGACGGUCACGGGCGCAGCCUUUGCAACACUCUUGUAAGUCACAUGAUCAGAUAUCAUCUUCAUACACUCAUGAUAUAGGUGUGUAAUGAUUGUCUGGCUGCCUUCCAAUGGAUCUUGAUUGAGUGAAUGACUGCUAAUAUAAGUCUUCUUUCUUUAAACCAAGGUGAUUCUUGAAUAUCCAUCCGUGCUCAUGAUUUUCUCUCGUCUCUCUCAGGUAUGUGACGGCCUCUGUUGUCUACCCGCUCUUUUUCGUCACGUCUGAGUGCCCGUACGCUGGCUGUGACGUCCGUAACUUCCGCAUCGCAGUGACCGUCUGCUCCAUCCUGGGUACUCUGGCCUACGGCGCCGAGGUUGCCUUAUGCCGGGCCAGGCCAGGCCAGGCUGUGGUGGGCUACAUGGCCACCGUCUCCGGCCUGCUCAAAGUGGUUCAGGGUUUUGUGGCGUGCAUCAUCUUUGGAGCUGUGGCCAACAGGAGCGAGUAUUCCCUCUACGCCGCCACCAUCUACUGCGUUGCGGUCUAUGUUUUCUGCUUUGUCCUGACCGCGGUGGUGGUCAUCAUGACGGUGUGCGGACGGACCAAGGCUGUGCGCUGCAUGUCUUUUGAUCGUUUCGUGGUGGUGUGCACCCUGCUGCAAGUCCUGCUCUACCUGAGCGCUUCGGUGGUGUGGCCUGUGUUCUGUUUUGACACCAAAUACGGCUCUCCGUGGAGGCCAUCAUCAUGUCCACGAGGGAAAUGUUCAUGGGACAGCAAGGUCGUGGUGGCUGUUUUCUCCUUCGUCAACUUUGGACUGUACGUGGCAGACCUGAUCUAUUCCCAGAGGAUACGAUUUGUCUCCCCUCAAAGGUCUACGAUUUCCCGAGCUUAG